UCAUCUUGGACCUCUUGGACAAACUACAAACCCUCCCUUCUUUCUCUUCCCUUCCUUUCACCGCAUUCUAUACAUACCCUCUGAGUCUUACCCUCUCUAUUAUUUUCCCUUUCUCUCUUCACUAUUGCGCACACGCAAAUCCUAAUCUACUUUCUACCAAUUCAUUUGCGUUCCAACAAUGGGUUACGAAGACGAUCCGUACCGCGACGAGGACGGUGAGCCUUUGAUGGACUAUGACGACGUUCAAUCCGACCGUGAGCCCUCUCCGGAGCCGCAGCACCAGCUCGACGAUUUGGAGGAGGACGUUGACGAGUGGCGCGGCCGCGAUCGGUCGCAGACGCCGGUGUAUGAUAACGAGGCGUCGCGGUCGAAGCCGAGGAAGAGGCUGAUCAAGAAGAGCGACGCCGGGAAGCAGGCGGUGGCGCCGGAGCUGGAGGACGAGGACGAGGAGGGGUAUGUGCCGGUGAGCGUGGAGGAGGGAGAGGGGAGGAAGAGGAAGAAGGGGAAGGAGGGUGGGAGUGGGAAGAAGGAGAAGAGGAUGAAGGGGGAGAAGAGGUUUGGGAGCGGUGGCGCUGGGAAGGGUGGGUCCAAAUUUGGGGGUUCCAAGAAAGGUUUUGGUGGGAAGGCGGGGAAGGAUCAUGAUGGUGAGGUUAAGGAGAUGUGGGAUACGAUUGCUGGGGGAGAUUCUGAGGAUGAUCAGGAGGGUGUCAGGAAUAUGGAUGAUGACAACUUUAUAGAUGACACCGGAGUGGAACAUGGUUAUUAUGCUAGUGAUAAUGAACCACGGUCCCCUGGUGAUGCUCCCCAGGCUGAGGAAGGUGAAGAGGAUGAAGAAAUUAAGGAUCUUUUCAAGAUAGGCAAGAAAAAGAAGAAGAAUGAGAGAAGCCCUGCUGAAAUAGCUUUACUAGUUGAGAAUGUCAUGGCUGAGCUUGAGGUUACAGCUGAGGAAGAUGCUGAGCUUAAUAGACAGGGGAAGCCUGCCAUUAAUAAACUCAAGAAGUUGCCUCUUCUUACGGAAGUUCUCUCAAAGAAACAGCUUCAGCUAGAGUUUUUAGAUCAUGGAGUGCUAACUUUAUUGAAGAAUUGGCUUGAGCCACUUCCUGAUGGAAGCUUGCCAAAUAUCAAUAUACGCACAGAAAUUUUGAAGAUUUUGAACGAUUUUCCUAUAGACCUAGAGCAGUAUGAUAGAAGAGAACAGCUGAAGAAGAGUGGUCUUGGAAAGGUAAUUAUGUUUUUAUCAAAGUCCGAUGAAGAAAUCAAUGUAAAUAGGAAACUAGCCAAGGAGCUGGUUGAUAAGUGGAGCCGGCCUAUAUUUAAUAAGAGUACUCGGUUUGAAGACAUGAGGAGUAUGGAAGAUGAUAGGGCUCCUUUUAGGAGGCCAUCAGUUAAAAAGCCAACAAAUAAAGCUGCUGGAAUGGAAUCUAGAGAUAGCGAUCUUGAUUUGGAACUUUCACAGCCUAGGGCUGGACAGUCCUCUUCCAGGCAGCAUGCAUCAAGGCCAGAAGCAACACCUUUGGAUUUUGUGAUCCGUCCCCAAUCUAAAAUUGAUCCAGAAGAAAUCAGAGCACGAGCAAAACAAGCUGCCCAAGAUCAGCAGCGUAUGAAGAUGAAUAAGAAAUUACAGCAAUUGAGGGCACCAAAAAAGAGACAGCUUCAGGCUACAAAAUUGAGUGUGGAAGGUCGUGGUAUGGUCAAGUAUUUAUAAAUGAGAGCACGGUGAUACUGGAUGGAUUUAUUUGUCCUGCUGCAAGCUUUAAUAUAAUGUGCUGCCUUCAUGUGCAUUCUUUCAAGGGUGGAUCGAUGAGCUUCCUUGUUGGCCUAUAAGUUCAGUGCUCUUAAUUGAAAUUUUAUUGGGAGGGAUGUCAUAAAAUUAGAUCCCUAUUAUUCUGCAUUCCUUAGUGCAGCAGAAAAUUCAAAAUACAUUGGAUGGUUAUGCAUUCGUAUAUUAUUUCUUUCUGUUGAAUAAUCAAGCUUUUGUUUGUCGUCAAUUUUAAUGAAAAUGUGGAUUCUGCAUUUC
Cajanus cajan (pigeon pea) is the source of this 2017-nucleotide messenger RNA. It is a transcript of the gene IWS1, whose product is annotated as Transcription elongation factor (TFIIS) family protein. The record is from RefSeq and is a predicted model, not a curated record. NCBI's taxonomy places the organism in Eukaryota, Viridiplantae, Streptophyta, Magnoliopsida, Fabales, Fabaceae. Gene Ontology annotation, biological process: brassinosteroid mediated signaling pathway; regulation of DNA-templated transcription elongation.